Anthonomus grandis grandis is the source of this 2058-nucleotide messenger RNA. RefSeq names its product neuroplastin (gene Bsg). Gene Ontology annotation, molecular function: cell-cell adhesion mediator activity. The coding region runs from base 227 to 1159 and encodes 310 amino acids. Gene Ontology annotation, cellular component: axon; plasma membrane. Gene Ontology annotation, biological process: dendrite self-avoidance; axon guidance; homophilic cell-cell adhesion. The transcript is spliced from 8 exons. The record is from RefSeq and is a predicted model, not a curated record. NCBI's taxonomy places the organism in Eukaryota, Metazoa, Arthropoda, Insecta, Coleoptera, Curculionidae.
CAUAUUCUCUGUAAAUUACGUAAAUAUUCAUGCGUAAAUCGAAGAUUCUUAAUUCCUUGUCUCGUGACUGUUUUAGUUUUUAUGUAUUUCUGGAGAGUUUUGAAAAUUUUUAUUUUAGUUCGCUCGUAUCGUCUUUAUGUGUUGUAGACGGUAGCGCGCUCAAACCCCACCUAAUUUGCCGCAUUCCAUAGCUCCUUUCGUUUUGCUAGAGGACUACGCCUUUAAAAUGAACAUUUACACUUUCCUCGGUUUUAUUUCGGUGCUGAAAUUGGUAUCCUGCCAAGUCGUUGGUACAACUACAAGUUCUAGUGUUGUGGAAGCCACAAUAGUCUCGGAUAAUCCAGUUUCAAUCGAGCCAGUUUAUAAUCCACCUGAAAGCCAGGCUGUCAUAUUUAAAAACAAGGAUGACUUAAAACUGCAAUGCAAACUUAUUGCUAAUGGCUAUGCUCCGGGAGCAAUAACUGUCAUCUGGAAAAAAGAGGGAACGCAAGUAUCUGAAAUUAAAAGCUUAGAGAAUCGAUUCAAGAUUGACAAUAUUGGAAAUUCAUAUUAUUUUAACUUAACUAAAGCUGAAUAUGGAGAUGCAGGCAACUAUACCUGUACGGCUUUAGUCAAUAAUCAGGAGACUGCAGAAGGCUUGAUUAGAACUGCAACACUUAUCCAUGUCAAAAUCAAGAGCGAUAAUAUUAAUGUAGUGGAAAAUGACAAAUUGCGUAUAGAGUGCAGCAUCUUAGGUAACCCUCAACCAGUGAUUAACUGGAGAAUUGAAUCUGAAAAUUUCAAUGGCAGCGACUUUGACAGCCGAGUCAAGAUUCAAGAUUACAGGGAUGAGUCUAACCAAAACGUCGUAAAUGGAGCAUUAAUUAUUGAUCCGGUAAAUAAAACUGAUAGGGGUCACUACUUCUGCAUAGGGACUAAUGUCUAUCUCGAUACUCAAAGGGAUGAAACGGAAAGUAUCAUCAGAGUAAAGGACCAAUACGCCGCUUUGUGGCCAUUUAUCGGUAUCUGCAUUGAAGUGAUUGUGCUUUGCGCAAUUAUUAUCAUUUAUGAAAAGAAACGUAAUAAGUCUGAAUUGGAAGAAAGUGACACUGACCAGAGUCCUGACCAGAAAAACACCCCAGACCAUGGAAAAGAAGCAAACUUAAGACACAGGCAAUAAACUAAUAAAAAAACUUAAAAGUGGUACCUUCAGAGAAAAGCCAUCAGUUUUAUUCCGAACGUACCUGACCUUAUUGAAAUUAUAGUUGCCAGUUUCAUUUUCACGCAUUGUUACUAUUCAAACGAUAACAAUUUCUUGGAGUCUUUUUUCAUAUUUUUAGAAAUAUUUAUAAUUUUAGAAAUAUUAUCAAUCUAUGUUCAAACAUUGUUCACUUAUGCAGAAUUCGAUUGUUUAGGAGUCCUAAAGUAGCCUUAUAUGCGUCGUGUUUUACGAUUAAAACUGUAAUCGAUUUACUUUUAAAACUAAGAUUUUAAAUUAAAAUAAAAUUCAUUAUAAUAGAUUUAGACAUGUAUGCCUUUAUCUAACAGCAUUCUCCUUAAGAGAUUGUUCGAAAUGAAAAAUUAAUACAAAUACAUCGCCUUCCUAACCCUUAUAGUCAUAUACGUUAUUCUUUUGUUGUUAGAAGCCACUUUCACCAAAGAAAUUAUCCAAAUAUUUUUUAGACAGGCUGCGAUGUUUCUGCGUACUUAAACUUUAAAUUAAAACUGCCAUGACCGUAGGUGAAAAGUGGUUUCCAUUUUUGAUGUACAUAGAUACUAGAUUAAAAAUUAUAUUACUGCUAGGCGGUAGGACAGUUAUUCAAUAGGGGAAGUUUUUUCAAAACACCCAUAUUGGUCAGAAAUAUUCAUUUUUGUUUUGUUAACACGAAAAUGGUAUUUAACCAAAGAGAACACUUGAGGCUUUCAUUUUUAAAAGUUAAUUUAAUUUUAAACUUAACAGAGUUUGGUGCUUAUUUCCAUUGUUGGUAUGUUAAAAUUAAACAAAUAUUAAUGUUAGGAUGUUUAUUCGUAUUGUUAGUCCUUUUUUGUCUUAAAUAAAUAAAUUCGGAAUCCUAUUAA